Molecule: messenger RNA, 525 nt
Organism: Lobosporangium transversale
Lineage: Eukaryota; Fungi; Mortierellomycota; Mortierellomycetes; Mortierellales; Mortierellaceae
Product: ribosomal protein L24e-domain-containing protein
Exons: 4
Coding region: 1-477 (158 amino acids)
Biological process (GO): cytoplasmic translation
Cellular component (GO): cytosolic large ribosomal subunit
Molecular function (GO): mRNA binding; structural constituent of ribosome
Source: RefSeq, a predicted model, not a curated record
AUGGCGAUCGAGAUUUGUGCCUUCUCUGGAGCCAAGAUCUACCCUGGUAAGGGUAAGAUCUAUGUCCGUGUCGACAGCAGGUCAUUCCGGUUUGUUAACGGAAAGGCAGAGUCCCUUUUCUUGCAGCGCAAGAACCCUCGCAAGAUUUCCUGGACUGUCCUCUUCCGCCGCAUGCACAAGAAGGGUAUUUCUGAGGAGGUUGCCAAGAAGCGCACCCGCCGCACUGUCAAGCACCAGCGUGCUGUUGUCGGUGCCUCCUGGGAGGCUAUUCGUGCUAAGCGCAACCAGAAGCCUGAGGUCCGUGCUGCCGCCCGUGCCGCCUCUGUCCGUGAGGGCAAGGAGAAGAAGAAGGCUGAGGAUGCCAAGAAGAAGGCUGAGAAAGCCAAGAACGCCUCCAGCGCUGCUCGUGGCCAGCCUAAGCUCUCCAAGCAAGGCGCCAAGGGUGCCAAGGUCGCUAUUGCAAACACUUCCCGUUAAGCAUCUUCUUGAGAAUUUCAAUAAAUCUCCUAUUAACAUUUCAGUUGA